Molecule: messenger RNA, 4935 nt
Organism: Penicillium waksmanii
Lineage: Eukaryota; Fungi; Ascomycota; Eurotiomycetes; Eurotiales; Aspergillaceae
Exons: 9
Coding region: 1-4935 (1644 amino acids)
Biological process (GO): chromatin remodeling
Cellular component (GO): nucleus
Molecular function (GO): DNA binding; histone demethylase activity
Source: RefSeq, a predicted model, not a curated record
AUGGUGGCUCCGGCCUCAACAGGAGCAAACGCCAUGGCUGGACAAACUUCUAUGGGUCGCCUGCCCACCCGGUCUGCCAGCACGCACCCGUCGCAUUCGCAUAAUGUUCCUUUGAGCGCUCGUAGGUCCGCGCCUCUGGAUCUCUCAACCGUUGAGCGCCGCGGUCAGCCCAGCAAUCCCCGCGAACCGUCGAAGCGAGUGCGUCCCCAUGGCAUUCCCGAAGCCCCGACCUUUCGCCCAACAGAGGAGGAAUUCAAAGACCCCGUGGCAUACAUCCAAAAGAUUGCGCCAGAAGGCAAGAAGUACGGAAUAUGCAGAGUUAUCCCGCCGGAUAACUGGCAGCCGACAUUCGCGAUCGAUACAGAGCGUUUUCAUUUCAAGACCCGUCGACAAGAACUGAAUUCAGUCGAAGGAGGUAUGGCCCCGCGUUCAGCUGAGGAUGCUGCCGGUGGAACCACUCCCCAGGACGGUUCUAACCAGAACUUUCAAUCAGGAAAUCGCGCCAACAUGAACUAUGUUGAUGGACUCGCCAUGUUUCACAAACAGCACGGAACAAACUACAGUCGUCUACCCAGUGUAGACAAGCGCCCGUUGGAUUUAUACAAACUGAAGAAGGCCGUGGAGGUCCGCGGUGGAUUUGAGUCCGUUUGCAAAACAAAGAAAUGGGCUGAGAUCGGCCGAGACCUCGGCUACAGCGGCAAGAUCAUGUCCUCACUCUCCACGUCGCUCAAAAAUUCAUACCAGCGCUACUUGCAGCCCUACGAGGAAUAUCUUCUUCGGGCGAAGCCUGGUGUCCAGCAACAGCUUGAACUGGAACAUGGUGGUCCUUUCACCCCAUCCCCGCGCAAUUCCCCAAUGACGAAGAAACCAUUCAUAGAGGAGAAUGGCACCCCAUCUAGGACCCGAGAACCAACCCCUAUCAUGCGUAUGCCGACAGGCUCGAAUACCCCAAUGGAGAAACCAGCUGAUCAACCAGCCCCAUCUGUCGAGCCUACGCCCCCCUCCGCUUCGUCCCACUCCGUCUGGAUUUACCUCUGUCAACUCAGGCGCCGUGCCCCUCCCAUCAAACACGAGGGAGAAAAUGGAGCGUCGACGCCUCAAAGUGUUUCGGAACAUCCAUCCCACUCGACUCCGGUGCCGAAUGGCCAAUACGAUCAACAAAUGAAGCGGGCUAUCAGUCAUGAAAGCAGUUCCCAGGCUGAAAAUGGCGAUGAUGGUGGAAGUGGGCGACGUAGCAAGCGUCUCAAGAAAGAUGUGCCCAAUGUGGCUGGAUCACACAUGUCUCUCCUACGCCCUGCGCCACCUAAAGUUCGAAAGGAAGGUCUACAAAGGAUCGGCGAUAAGUGUGAGUCUUGUGGAAGGUCAGAUAACCCCUCUACGAUUCUCGUCUGCGAUGCCUGCGACCUCGGAUACCACACGACUUGCCUUGACCCCUCUACUACGGCUUCCUCGGAUCAUGACUGGCACUGUCCCAAGUGUUUAGUUGGAACCGGCGAAUUUGGGUUUGAAGAUGGCGGCGUUUACUCUUUGAAGCAAUUCCAAGAAAAAGCCAACGAGUUCAAAAAAGGUUACUUCGCUACAAAGAUGCCGUUCGAUCCUGUUUUGAAUACUCACCGCCGAGAGACCGAGGAUGACGUGGAAGCCGAAUUCUGGAAAUUGGUUGUCGACUUGCAUGAGACUGUUGAGGUCGAGUAUGGUGCAGACAUUCACUCGACUACUCAUGGCAGUGGCUUCCCGACCGUUGAACGCAACCCACUCGAUCAGUAUUCUUCUGACCCUUGGAAUCUCAAUGUGCUCCCCUUCUAUGGCGAUUCUCUCUUCCGUCACAUCAAGUCCGAUAUCUCAGGGAUGACUGUCCCCUGGGUCUAUGUCGGCAUGUGCUUCUCUACGUUCUGCUGGCAUAAUGAAGACCACUACGCUUAUUCCGCCAACUACCAACAUUUUGGUGCCACAAAAACUUGGUACGGUAUUCCUGGAGCUGAUGCAGAGGCUUUCGAGUCUGCCAUGCGGGCAGCAGUUCCGGAGCUCUUCGAAGGGCAACCAGAUCUUCUGUUCCAGCUUGUUACUUUAAUGCCGCCCGACAAACUUCGAAAGGCUGGCGUGAAUGUUUACGCUGUAGACCAGCGCGCAGGUCAAUUUGUUCUCACCUUCCCUCAGGCCUAUCAUGCAGGGUUCAACCAUGGCUUCAAUUUCAAUGAGGCAGUCAACUUUGCACCUGCUGACUGGGAGCCCUGGGGGGGCUGCGGGCCUGCACGAGACACAUCCAUAACAACCGCCAAAUGGCUCGCACCCGCACUGGAGAGAACUGUUAACCGUGAACUUAGCGAAAGGGCCAACUUUUUGGCUAACCACAGGAAGUUAGCUAGCCCCAAGAGCACCACAGCUCACGCCUGUGCGGUGGGGACCGCUGAUUCAUCGACUAGUCAAUGUCCGCUCAAGCUUGUUGUCGAGGAAGAGGACAUCCCGGAAGAUGAUUACCAGUGCCAGCAUUGCAAGGCUUUCACUUACCUCACCCAGUUCCGCUGUCAAAAGUCUGGCAAGACUGUCUGUCUUUCACAUGUCUAUGAUUACGACUGCUGUGGUGAUCUGUAUCACCAAAAACUGUUUGGACAAGAUCACUUCCUCCGCUACCGCAGCGAGCGAACAUCCCGAAGGCAUGGGGGGGAGAAGCUCGACAAGACCUUGGAGGAUGAGCCAAAGCCUCAGCUGAAAGCUCUCCACAAUUUGCUCAGUGAAGGUGAGAAAAUCCCAUACCACCUACCUGGCCUCCAAGAUCUUGCGGCCUUCGUCCAGCGUUGCGAUAAAUGGGUUGAAGAAGCGAACAACUACAUUACCCGGAAGCAACAAAACCGGAGAAAAAACGAGAAAGCGUGGCGCCGCGCCAGUACCAAGGCCGCGCAGCUGGACGAUCGCGCCCCUGAAGUUCGCAGAGUGGAGAACAUCUACGCCCUUCUGGCAGAGGCUGAUAAACUUUCCUUCGACUGUCCACAGAUGGCGGCCCUGGAAGAGAAGACUCGCGAAAUCGAGAGAUUCCGCCAGGACGUUAACGUUGCCCUGAUGAACCCGCGUGCCCGAUCGACCCAGGAAAUCGAGGAACUUGUUGAAGCUGGCCGAAACUUCAACGUGGAAAUCCCGGAAGUGGAACACCUGGAACAAAAUCUCCGCCAACUGAAAUGGACCGAGGAAUCUUUACGCAAACGGGACCAACGCCUUACCCUCCAGGAUUGCCAGGAUGUCGUCACCGAAGGCGCAAAACUUGGUAUUCGAGAUGAUAAUGAGCACUUGCUCCACUUCAAGGAACUCAGUCGACAUGGCGAAGCUUGGGAAAUCAAGGUCAAAGAGCUCAUGUCGGUAGAAGCUGUACAUUACCCGCAGUUGGAAGCACUCUCCGCCCAGGCAACUCGUGUUCCUGUUAACCCAGAAACCCUGGCAGCCAUCGAUGCCAUUCUGACAAAGCAGCGAGAGGCCCAGAAACGGAUCCAAACUCUGUAUGAAAAGAGCAAAGAUCCCGAUCUGAGAGAGCGCCCUAAGUACAAGGAUGUUCGUGAGCUCACCGAGUCUCUGGAGCAGCUAAACAGUCGACCAAUUGGUGCAAUCGAUCUUGAACGCGAGCAGAGACGCCAUGAAGAUUGGAUGAGAAGAGGCAAGAAGCUGUUUGGCAAAGCCAAUGCCCCUCUGCAUAUCUUGAAAUCCCAUAUGGAGUAUGUGGACAAGCGCAACUCCUACUGCUUUGACCUGGAAGACAGCUACCGACCACCGGUGGAGCCCUCUUCGCGGGACAACACCCCGGAAGGUUUGCUUGAGAAUCCUAACCCCAACCCAUGGGGUCCGAAGUCACAAAAACGCGAUGUCUUUUGUAUCUGUCGGCAUCCCGAAGCGGGAAUGAUGAUUGAAUGUGAAGUCUGUCAUGAAUGGUACCAUGGAAAAUGUCUCAAAAUUGCCAGGGGCAAAGUUAAGGAGUUCGACAAGUACACAUGUCCUAUCUGCGAUUGGCGACAAAAGAUUCCUCGCGAUGCUGCCCGUCCGAAGCUGGAGGACUUGCAAGAUUGGCAGGCUGAGAUCGCCAAUCUGCCUUUCCAACCGGAUGAAGAAGAGGUCUUGGAUAGUAUCGUCGGCAAGGCGACUGCGUUCCGGGAUUUUCUACAUGGCUUCUCAAAUGCUGCCUGCACUACCACCGAGGAGGUCCCGACUUUGAUUUUCUAUUUGCGAAAGAUUGAAGGUGCGGAAGUUCUUCUGGCCUAUGAAACGAACUUCUUCCGCCAGGAGAUCCACAAAUGGGCACCCGUUGCUCCAGAGGCGCCGCCAAUCCUGGAACAAUCGCUGUCGACACGGAAACCUCGCCCAACCAAGCAACAGAAGAUUCUGGCCCAGUUUGGCGUUCACCGCCCUGAAGAUCUUCCCGAGCACCUUCGUGCCAAGCACAUGGCUGCAGCCAAACGGAAGUCGAUUGAUAUUCAGGGAAGUCGUCCUGCUUCUUUGCAGCCUGCGCCACCCACGCCAAAUAACAAUCCCCCCUACUACCACUGGGCCAACCUUGACGCCCAUGUCCGACUCCGCCUCUGCGACUUACCCAUUCUCCGCCAACUACUCCUUGCCUGCCACCCGCCCCGGUUCGGCCCCGAGCCCCAGUUCGCUAGUAGCAGUCCUCGUCAAAAUAUGGAUGAUGUUUUUGCCGAUCUCACGAACGAAGACCCUGAAGCGGAGCCAAUUGAAAAUCUUCAUGCCAGUGAGGCACUAGAAGCUCUUGAUGCCAGUAACGGAAGCAGCCGAGAACCAUCCCCGAAGGACGAAUCUCUUCCUCCUGCUCCUCCUCCUGCUGCGGCUGCGGCUGCGGCUGCUCUCGCUGCGCCCUCAGCUGCAGAGGAUGCAGCAGAUGCAGCAGACGCCAAAUCCCCGGCUGUGGAAACGACCGAGAAUCCCGAGUCGGAGCUUUGA